CCCGCCCUUAACCCAGGAGCUUCGAAAAAGCGAACUCAUCCCAGGAGCCGGAACGACAUGAGAAGGAAAUGUGACGACAAUGUCAUCUCGGCGCGAUGACAUUCUCCCGAAUCUGCCAAACCCCUACAUGGGCGUGCUGCCCGUCAAUGCCCCAGAUGCAACACGAGACAAACAGCAGCCGCGAACAAAUGCGGCCACGGCUGCCUCGGCGGCUAGUGUCCGCGCCAUAACGUCACAAGCCAUCGCCUUCUACUUCCGUGCUCCCGUUAAGGCCUUCUUCCGGACGCGUGUGGACUACCUGGCGUACGCGCGAAGUGUGCAUCAAGCGCAGAUGGACAUUCUGAAGCAGGCUGCAUCAAACGACCGCACAGCAUCGAGAGUAGGCCUUAGGCUGAGACAGGCAUGGCAGCUUCUGCGGGGCACCACGCCUGGUCUCCUCACUAGCGCGAUUCGGGAGCAUGGAUGGGGCGUGAUACCGCAACAGAUCCUGCCCCCUCUUAUCGCCAACGUCACCGUGGGUGCUGUGUUGUACACGAGCUAUCUGCAAAUCCUGGGUCAGCUUCAUGAGGAGAGUGGGAGGGCAACUAAGCGGGUGUACCCACCCCCGGGUCCUGCUCACACCUUCACGGCGGGGUUCUUGGCAGGGAGCAUUCAAAGUGUUGUUGCUGCACCCCUAGAUGCGAUUCAGGCGCGGUAUGACCACCGAGACUUGAUGCCGGCGAGUGGCAAGGGAAAGCCGAAGAGUAUGUGGGCUUUCAGCGCAGACAAGCUGCGGGAGAUCGGCCCACGAGGCAUCUUCGCCGGCUGGGGCCUCAGCUUCAUGAAAGAUGGGUUCGGAAGUGCCAUAUUCUUCAGCAUGUUCGAGUUUGUAAAGGCGCAGGGAUACUAUGGAUUCGUGACGUGGUACUACGGCGGGCUCAGUGAGGAUAUCGUCAACUUGCUCGCGAGAAAAGGGUCUUCGAAUCGCCGGACAGCGGUGGAUGCAACCGAAAGCAACAAUGAAACCGGAAAACCGGCCAUCAUAAGGCCACACUACACCAUCGAACCGAUAUUUCUCCUCCUUGCGGGAAUCAGCGCCUCAUUUGCCCAGCAGGUUCUCCUUCACCCACUAACGUACAUCCAAGUAAAACACUGGGACCAUUUGGAGGAACUCGACGCCAAGGCUGGUCGAAUUAUGGAUUCGGCAGCCGCGGACGCUGAAAAGCCACGGCGGAAAUGGAGGAUGUUACGAGCGUACUAUCGCGCCUACCAAGAAACGUGGUCUCGCCUGUUGGCUCAAGCUGCAUCAGAGGGUGUUGGGCUGACACAUUGGUUGUAUCGAGGAUUCUGGUGGAAUACAAUUAGACAGGUGCCCAGUACGAGCGCUGGAUUGAUCAUAUUUGAGCUGGUCAGAAGAAAGUACGGCAUGGGAAAUGAAGAGGUGAGGAUUACCAAAGAUGGGUACGACAUCCUACUCCGCUAGUCUUUGAGAGGUAUAGAAGGCGUCGGGGCGUUAAGAGAGCGUGGCACAUAUUUACGCUGCUCACUGUACAGAUUCUGGAAUAGGAAGAGGUGGCAUGUUAUUCAUCAUAAAGUGAACCACUCUUCGACCCCCAUUAAGAAUCGUUUAGAUAUUGUGUCAUGUCCGAGACACGCUGAGACCACCUCACUUACACACCAUGGAGCACGGAACAGUUUGAAAACAUGAAAAAACCACAUAAAUUUAGUAGAAACACAUGUUCCCGUGAUAAGAUCCAUCCCAAAUACCAUGAAGCCAUAUCGAAAGUCUUCCCGGUGCCCAAUAACGUUCCGCCCGGCCAUUGAGAGCUUCGAGUGCGGAGUUGGCUCAAAUGACGCAAAUCCCGGGCGGUCCGUAUUUAACCACCUCAGAUGUCGCCGACCAA
This is a messenger RNA of Pseudomassariella vexata, 1883 nucleotides long. RefSeq names its product mitochondrial carrier domain-containing protein. The coding region runs from base 80 to 1462 and encodes 460 amino acids. NCBI's taxonomy places the organism in Eukaryota, Fungi, Ascomycota, Sordariomycetes, Amphisphaeriales, Pseudomassariaceae. Gene Ontology annotation, biological process: mitochondrial L-ornithine transmembrane transport. The transcript has a single exon. Gene Ontology annotation, molecular function: L-ornithine transmembrane transporter activity. The record is from RefSeq and is a predicted model, not a curated record.